ACGUUGUCUUUCUAGAGAAAUUUUUGACCCAUGAAUUCUUAGACCGUUCAAAGAACUGCGUAUCCUGUCUUAUCAACAUUGAAGAGACUGAACUGUAAAUUUUCUAAAUGUGCCGUAAAUUCUGUUCCAGAUGUAAUCAAGAUGAGACUUGUAAGGUGUAUCCCUUAUCUGGACACUAUGGAAGAUUCCAAUUUGAUGCCUUCAAAUUCUUGAGAAGUCUGGGCUCCGUGUAUCUACAGUGUAAGAUUUUGAUAUGUGAUAGUAGUGACCAUCAGUCUCGCUGCAACCAAGGCUGUGUCUCUAGGAGGAAACGAGACAUUUCUUCAUACAAAUGGAAGACUGAUUCUGUCAUAGGACCUAUUCGUCUGAAAAAGGAUCGAAGUGCAAGUGGAAAUCCAGGAUUUCAGGAUCAAAUACACAGAGAAGAAACUCAGAAUCAACCUUUCAACAGUCUGCACCUGUUCUCAUUCAUGGCCCUGGCUCUGAAUGUUGUGAUUGUGGCUGUGCUCAUAGCAAGGCGUUUUGUGAAUCAGAGAGCAGACUACAAAUACCAGAAGCUUCAGAAUAUUAACUAAGUGGUUCAGCCUUCAACGAGACACAUUUCUCCUGAAUGCCAAAGGAAAUGCUGUGACAGGGCUACACAUUGUGAAUAAAUUAGGAAGAGCCUCAUAACAACGACACCCAGGUCCUGCUGUCACCGGUUGGUUGGAGCAGGCUGCCUUGCAGGGGUGAUUGAAACGAACUGACAUUAUGUCCAUGCUAAGGAACUAAAGACACCAAAAUAUUAAAUGAAUUAGAAGCGUCCUUUUUCACAAGC
Ailuropoda melanoleuca (giant panda) is the source of this 817-nucleotide messenger RNA. RefSeq names its product CUB and zona pellucida-like domain-containing protein 1. Bases 108 to 575 code for a protein of 155 amino acids. NCBI's taxonomy places the organism in Eukaryota, Metazoa, Chordata, Mammalia, Carnivora, Ursidae. The record is from RefSeq and is a predicted model, not a curated record. The transcript is spliced from 2 exons.